GGCAAAGCGGAGCAGCGUCGGGGUCGAGGGGGAGCCCGCGUGGCGCCCCUUUCCUUUGGAGGCUCUGCCAAGGAUGCUUCAUUCUGACCGAUGCCUCCCCCCCUUCUCUGCUAUGUGAAGCGCAUCCUUCUUGUGUUUGCCCUCCCCUGAUUUGUCUGGUAGCGCCAGGUGGCAUGGGGUUCCUGGCCACCAAAAGCUCCCUGUUAGCUUUCCACCUGGGCAUCAUAACUGGCUUCAUCAGCACCUUCUACUUCGUUGGCAACCCGAAAUUGGAAGGACCUUCCCAUCCUGGCACUCAGUCACCACGAGGUUUCAGAGAUGUAGAGUGGUUUGUGGAGAAACUAGCUCUCUUCCGUGUGGCACACCCACACCUGGCAGGUGAAGAGAGCAGCUUGUCUGAUGAACUGUAUGAUAAAGUACGAAUCCUGUGCUGGGUGAUGACUGGUCCCAACAACUUGGAAACAAAGGCCCGCCAUGUCAAGGCCACCUGGUCCCGCCAUUGCAACGUGGUCCUUUUCAUGAGUUCAGUGCAAGACGAGAACUUUCCCACCAUAGGUCUGGGAACUAAGGAAGGGCGGGACCAACUCUACUGGAAAACCAUCCGGGCUUUCCAGUACGUCUACAAAAACCAUUUUGACCAGGCGGACUGGUUCCUCAAGGCCGACGACGACACCUUUGUGGUGGUGGAUAAUCUGCGGUGGCUGCUGUCCAACUACACUCCCGACAUGCCCAUCUAUUUUGGCAAGCGCUUCCGGCCCUUUGCCAAGCAAGGCUACAUGAGUGGAGGUGCUGGGUACGUCCUCAGCAAAGAGGCUGUGCGGCGCUUUGUCACUGGCUUUGACUCCAAGUUGUGCAGCCACACCUCUUCGGUGGAGGACCUGGCUCUCGGUCAGUGCAUGGAGAAGAUGGGAGUGGUGGCCGGGGACUCCCGUGACACGGAAGGCAGAGAGACUUUUCAUCCUUUCGUGCCGGAGUCCCACCUGAGAGAGAAGUUCUCAAAAAGUUUUUGGUACUGGAACUAUUGCUAUUACCCCAUUGUGGAGGGUCCUCAGUGCUGCUCUGACCUGGCCAUCUCCUUCCACUAUGUGAACUCGGAGCUGAUGUACACCCUGGAAUAUCUGACUUAUCACCUCCGUGCCUAUGGUUACCGGUACCGGUACCAUCCACCUUUGCCUGAGAAUGCAGCUCAUUUCCAGCCACACCCACAAGGAGUGGCCCCUGAGAGAACUAAUACCACCACACUGCAGACUGAGAAGAGAAUGUAGAGUCAUCCCUUGGGCAGAACCGGAUCCCGUCACUUGAUGAGACUGGCUUUCAACCAUACUGGUGCCUUAGUACCGCAAAGUCCUGUCUGUGUGAUCUCAGGCUUGACUCUUGGGCCGUUUCUCAAUGGAGAGCCACAGGCCAAAUAUUUUUCUUCAUCCCCAGAUGUGCGUACGUGUGUGUGUGUUUGUGUUCACUAGAUAGGGUAGUUGAGUGUGGCAGCCAUUUUAGAUUGGUGUGUGCUGAGAAGUUAAGAACAAAGGAGUUGCUCUGUGUCAUCCAUUUUAGGGUGGUGUGAGCUAAGGAGUUAAGAGUGAGGGAGUUUUAUACGGCGAUCAUUGUAAACUAUUGCAUACUUAGAAGAACGGGGGAAUUUCUUAUGGCAGUAAUUUUGGAUAAAUUAAAGCCUAGCAUUAUGCUGGUUUCCCCAAAGGAACCCAGUCCAUGUAUAUUCAUGUUCCCAGUACAAAGUGUAUUCUAGACAGGGGCCAUAUGUGGGGUCAUAUGUCCCUGGGUGCAGGCCUUCUAGUAAUGUCCCUGGGUGCAGGCCUUCUAGUAAUGCGGGUGGUGGUGGUGCAGAAUCGCCCCACACACGGUAGCAAUCAAGCCAGCAGCGCCACUGAUUCUAGACUCAUUUCUCUGAUUAGUGUGAACUGGGUUUGCUUCUUAGUACUUUAUCUCAGUGUACUGGGGUGGAGAAAACUGUUUCCAGGAUGGUGGGUUAAAACAAGGUGUGUGUUGGGGGAAGGGUGUUGUAUUGGUAGAUCUCUGCAGGAAGGAGGGUUGCCAAUCUCCAGAUGUGGCCUGGAGUUCUCCAGAAUUACAGCUGCUCUCUAGACUACAGAGACCAGCUUCCCUGGACAAAAUGGCAGCUUCAUUCAGGAGCAGCAGUGGUG
This is a messenger RNA of Sphaerodactylus townsendi, 2159 nucleotides long. RefSeq names its product glycoprotein-N-acetylgalactosamine 3-beta-galactosyltransferase 1-A-like. Gene Ontology annotation, molecular function: N-acetylgalactosaminide beta-1,3-galactosyltransferase activity. Lineage: Eukaryota; Metazoa; Chordata; Lepidosauria; Squamata; Sphaerodactylidae. Gene Ontology annotation, cellular component: membrane. The record is from RefSeq and is a predicted model, not a curated record. The transcript is spliced from 5 exons. Bases 174 to 1265 code for a protein of 363 amino acids.